AUGAAUCCCAGCGCUCCCAGUUACCCCAUGGCCUCGCUCUACGUCGGGGACCUGCAUUCGGAUGUGACCGAGGCUAUGCUGUACGAGAAAUUCAGCCCGGCCGGAGCCAUCCUCUCUAUCCGGGUUUGCAGAGAUAUGAUCACCCGCCGCUCCCUUGGAUAUGCCUACGUCAACUUCCAACAGCCAGCAGACGCUGAGCGUGCGCUGGACACCAUGAACUUUGAUGUGAUCAAGGGCCGCCCUGUGCGCAUUAUGUGGUCCCAGCGCGACCCGUCAUUGAGGAAAAGUGGUGUUGGAAACAUCUUCAUCAAGAACCUUGAUAAGUCAAUUGACAACAAGGCACUGUAUGACACCUUCUCUGCUUUCGGCAACAUCUUGUCGUGCAAGGUGGUUUGUGAUGAAAACGGUUCUAAAGGUUAUGGCUUUGUGCAUUUUGAGACUCACGAGGCGGCAGAGCGUGCCAUAGAGAAAAUGAAUGGCAUGUUGCUUAAUGAUCGUAAAGUAUUCGUGGGCCGCUUUAAAUCUCGCAAAGAGCGUGAGGCUGAAAUGGGAGCACGGGCCAGAGAGUUUACAAACGUCUACGUUAAAAACUUUGGGGACGAUAUAGAUGAUGAGAAGCUAAGGGAACUUUUCAGCCAGUUUGGAAAUGCCCUCAGUAUUCGUGUGAUGACUGAUGCGACCGGGAAAUCUCGUGGAUUUGGAUUUGUCAGCUUUGAGAGGCAUGAAGAUGCACAGAAGGCUGUAGAUGAGAUGAACGGAAAAGAGUUCCAAGGCCGACCUAUCUAUGUGGGCCGUGCUCAGAAGAAGAUGGAGCGACAAACCGAACUCAGGCGUCGAUUUGAACAAAUGAAACAAGACAGAAUGACAAGAUACCAGGGUGUAAACUUGUACGUGAAGAAUCUUGAUGAUGGCAUUGAUGAUGAGCGGCUGAGAAAAGAGUUUUCUCCUUUUGGCACAAUCACCAGUGCAAAGGUCAUGUUGGAAGGUGGUCGCAGCAAAGGCUUUGGCUUUGUGUGCUUCUCUUCACCUGAGGAAGCCACUAAAGCAGUUACUGAAAUGAACGGGCGCAUCGUAGCCACAAAGCCUCUGUAUGUGGCGCUGGCUCAGAGGAAAGAAGAACGCCAGGCACAUCUUACCAACCAGUACAUGCAGCGUAUGGCCAGUGUGCGCGCUGUUCCAAACCCAGUCAUCAACCCCUAUCAGCCUGCCCCACCAUCGGGCUACUUCAUGGCAGCCAUACCCCAGGCACAGAAUCGUGCAGCGUACUACCCCGCUGCAGGGCAGAUGGCACAGCUACGCCCAAGCCCACGCUGGGCCACCCAGAACGUCAGACCACAGCAUUUCCAGAGUAUGCCCACCGCAGUGCGGGCAUCACCACCUCGCCCUCAGUCCUUUGGUGCCAUGCGUCCCACAGCCCAAAUGCCUCGUAUGAUUUCCGCCCAAAGACUAGCCACUCAGCCCAUGGCUCCUCGUCCAGUUGCAGCAGCUCCCACGGCUGCUCCUGUGCGCGGCGUCCCUCAGUACAAGUACUCUGCUGCGGUCCGUAACCCUCAGCAGCACAUGGCGCCUGCCCCGGUUGGCUUGCCCCAGGCCGCAGUCCAUGUGCAGGGCCAGGAGCCACUGACAGCCUCCAUGUUGGCUGCUGCCCCGCCCCAAGAGCAGAAACAGAUGCUGGGAGAGCGCCUGUUCCCAUUGAUCCAGAACAUGCACCCGAGUCUGGCGGGAAAGAUCACAGGAAUGUUGCUGGAGAUCGACAACUCUGAACUCCUGCACAUGCUCGAGUCACCAGAGUCUCUGCGCUCAAAGGUGGAUGAGGCCGUCGCAGUGCUCCAGGCGCAUCAGGCCAAAGAAGCCGUUCAGAAGACUGUGACCAACACGGCCGUGGCUGCAAGUGUCUAG
Knipowitschia caucasica is the source of this 1899-nucleotide messenger RNA. The record is from the annotation of a GenBank genome assembly. Lineage: Eukaryota; Metazoa; Chordata; Actinopteri; Gobiiformes; Gobiidae.